ACCCUACUAAGUUUAAUUGCAGAGCUCCGCCUAUGAGUGUCGCGAUUGUAGAAUUCUGUAACCUGAAUGUGUUUGCUGGCUUCAUAAAAUGUUCAGCGAGAAAGCGAGUACAAGAGAGGGGAGGGGAGUGAGCAGAUAGAGUAAAGCCAGUUACAGUGCCAGACAGUCGGCUUGAGCUGCGACCCAGUGGAGGUGAUGAUGGCGGCAGCUCUCGAGAGAGGAGGGCUUCGGGCCGCCUUCCUGAACCCAGGCAGCGGUGGUGUUGGCGGACCAGCACCGACAGCCGUCCCGGCUGGAGCGGGAGCCGGGGCGCUUGUCCUAGGUUCGGCUGGUUCCGGCCCGAUGCCUGUUCCCAUGAACCUUUUUGCAACCUGGGAAAUAGACCGUUCUUCUCCAAGCUGUGUUCCGAGGCUCUGCAGUCUCACUCUGAAAAAACUGAUUGUCCUCAGAGAACUGGACAAAGAGCUCAACUCUGUUGUCAUUGCUGUCAAAAUACAGGGCUCCAAGCGCGUCCUCAGGUCUAACGAGUACUUACUCCCGCCCAGCGGCCUCAUGGAGACAGACCUGGAGCUCACCUUCUCCCUGCAGUACCCACAUUUCCUGAAGAGGGACGCCAACCGGCUUCAGAUCAUGCUGCAGAGACGGAAACGCUACAAAAACCGCACUAUGCUGGGCUAUAAGACACUGGCAGUGGGGGUCAUCAACAUGGCGGAGGUGAUGCAGCAUCCAACAGAAGGGGGCCAGAUCCUGGGUCUCCAUAGCAACGUGAAGGAGGCUCCAGCUCGCGUGGCCGAGAUCAGCGUGUUCUCUCUGUCCAGCCAGCCAAUCGACCACGAGGAUGCCAGCGGCCAGGCCGGGCCCAAAACCAAGACCUCAGAUCGCUCUCCUGAUAUGGAUAACUAUUCAGAGGAGGAUGAUGACAGCUACUCCUCAGAACAGGAGGCCAGUGACGAUGCGGUGCAUGGGCAGGACAUAUACGAUGAGGAUGAUGAGGUACGGAAGCCGAAGAAAUCACGGAGGAAAAUGAUCAGAACCACCUCAAUGACAAGGCAACCCAACUUCAAGCAGAAGUUUGUGGCCUUACUGAAGAGGUUCAAGGUGACUGACGAGGUUCUGGACUCAGACCCAGUGGACCAGACUCGGGAAGCGGAGGAGGAUCUGGACCUGCUCUACGACAGUCUGGAGAUGUACAACCAGAGCGACAGUGGUCCAGAGAUGGAGGACAACGAGAGCGUCAUGAGCACCCCCAAACCCAAACUCAGGCCGUUCUUUGAGGGCAUGUCCCACUCUAGCUCCCAGACAGAGAUCGGCAGCCUGCACAGCCAGAGGAGUCUGCCCAGGGAACGCAGCUGCACAAGUGCAGACUUUUUGCCAGUGGAGAGGUGCAAGCCAUCAGGGACACGACACCAGGAGGAUAUCAACAUGGAUUCUCCAACAGGGGAGCUGGAGGUGGAGGACUUUGGGCCGAUGGUGGGGGAGGUGAGCAGCAGCUGGGAGGUGAACGCUGAGCGCUUGGCCAACACCGUGGGCAAACUCUGCAAGAUGGAGUCACAGAACCACAUGUCGCCCAGUAAAGUGGACAGCCGUAUGCAGCGGCGCGCCCGCUGCACCUCCAUGAAGGACCGGCAGAACUCGCGCACCCAGAGCGAGCGCAACAUCAGCAUUGACAGCGAGUGCUCACUGGAGUCCAGGCUGGUCACACAGGUGCCCAGGAAGUCAGUGUAUGACCAGCUGAACCAGAUCCUCAUCUCAGACGAACGUCUCCCGGAGAGCAUCAUCCUCAUCAACACAAUGGACUGGCAGGGCCAGUACGUGGCCGAUGUCCUGCAUAAGCAGAAUCAGCCCAUUGUCUCCACAUGCUCUACUGCAGACGUGCAGGCUGCCUUCAACACCAUUGUGACCCGGAUCCAGAGAUUUUGCAACUGCAAUGCCCAGACUCCACCCACCAUCAAGGUUGCUGUGGCAGGAGACCUGAGCUACCUCAGCACAGUGCUGCGCUUCUUUGUGGAGCAGCUGGCAAACAAGACACCUGAUUGGCUCAGCUACAUACGCUUCCUGGUCAUCCCCAUCGGAUCCCAUCCGUUGGCAAAGUAUGUGGCGUCGUUGGACAGCAAGUUCAACAGCAUCUUCAUGGACACGGCGUGGAGGGAGCUUUUCUGCCGGCCAGAACCACCCUCCUCAGAUAACCUUGAUGUGGCUGGAAGGAUCAUCCAGUACCUUGCUGGUGCCAAUGUGUCCCAUCAGUUCCCCAUCUCAGAGGCCAUGCUUACCUACAAACAAAAGAGGAAGCGAAGCUUGUAUUUUGAUUUUUACAUCAGCCCUGACGAGGACUCUUGCCAGAAAUUUGUGCCAUUCAUUGGGGUUGUGAAAGUGGGCAUUGUCGAGCACAGCCUCUCCACAUCAGUGGACUCGGACGAUGCCAUGGGGACCACCCCUUCCCCCCAGUGUGGUGCCCCUCAUGUGAAGGAGAUUGGCACCCCUCCCCCCUCACCCUCCGUCUCGGUCGGUCUGUCUGGAGCUGGUUCUCCGUGCGUGGGCGGCGAGUUGAUGGGCCUGCAGGUGGACUACUGGACGUGGCAGGGCCCGGAGAAGAAGAGGGAUGGGGAGAAGAGGGAGGUGGGCCUCAAGAACACGCUCAAGAGCAACUUCCGCUCGCUGCAGGUCAGCCGGCUGCCCUGCGGGGGGGAGCUCACCCCGCCGCCCAGCAUGGCCAUGACCGUGGUCACCAAAGAAAAGAACAAGAAGGUGAUCUUCCUCAGUAAGAAGCCCAAGGAGAAGGAGUUGGACUCGAAGAGCCAGGUUAUUGACGGCAUAAGCAGGCUGAUAUGUACAGCCAAGCACCAGCACACCAUGCUGAGAGUGUCGAUUGACGGAUUUGAGUGGAACGAUGUGAAGUUUUUCCAGCUUGCGGCUCAGUGGCCCACCCACGUGAAGCACUUCCCUGUGGGCAUCUUCGGCUACAACAAGCCCAUGUGACCUCACCUGACCUCCUCCUCCCUCUCCACCUUCUGUCCUGGGCUCUCAGAGAGAGAACGAGAGACGGAAAGAUGGACAGAGGGAGAGGGAGAGAGAGAAGUAAAGACGAGUGGAGAUAGGAGAGAAGCCAACCCAUCGUAGCAGUGAAAUGGGUUCCCGUGGAAACCUUUUACUGCCGCAAUAGUGUUGUCAAAAACACAAUUUUUUUUCAUCACCGUUAUUAUUGUUGGUCUAUGUUUUAUUUUUGAUGUUUUUUUACACUUCGUGGACAGAUAAAAAGUAAUAUUUUGUAUGUAUGAAUCAUGCUGCCUCCUCUAAAAACAAGUAUUUUUUUGAGUCUUGACAAACGGCCACCUUAAGAUGAUGGCAGCUGUGUUUGCACUUUGUGUUUUUUGCUCAUCCAUUUGUUACCUAUUAUUAUUUCCAUGAAAUCCUGUGUGUAACGCUGUCAUAUACGCAGUGGAUAGUUGAGUGUUCUGAGGAAGCAGGGAACUUGCGCAGAAAGUGGUGUGUGUGCUGAGUACGUUGGUGUGUAUGCGGCUGUGUGUGUCAGUGUAGUUGGUUUGGUGUUCAAAAGUAAGGAAUAUUGCUGUGAAUUUAGAUAGGGACUCCUUCACCUUCAUGCAGUGCGCUGUUUCUACCUUUAUUCAAUUUUUUUUUUUAAAGUGAUGUUUGUUUGUUUGUUUUCUUUGAAAUAUGAGAUCUAAUGUAUUGACCUGCCUUUUUGUAUUUUUAAAGCACACAGUGAACUAAAAGCAAAAAUAUAUAUAUCCGUAUCCCCUAUCAAAACAAAUCAAAGAAUGAGUUAAGGGCCAUCAGACAGAACUCAGACACAAGGCAUGUGAAUCCUGCCACAAUAAUGGCCAUCUGAAUCAUAUGUUAAGUGAAGGUGCUUUGUGUCUUUUAAUGAUUUAGUCUGAGAAAUUCGCCCUGCCCCUGUAGUGAGGCCAUUUACUGCAGUAAGGGGUUAACAGGAAGUGACAGGGGCCUAAAAAAAUGAUAUGGCCUACAUCACCUCAGUCUGUCUGUCCAGUUACUUUGAAGCUUAAUGCCAAAUUAUUAUUCCCUUUAGUAGUCUGUUAUGAAUACAGAAUGUGUUUAUCACAUAGUGUCUCCAGUUACACAUUUAGAAUUUUCUAGAGGUGGUAUGUGAAAGAUGCAUAUCUUUAAAGUCAGUAUUCAUGUGAGGACAGUACUACAACGUUGCACAAUGAAACUUGGCUUUAGCAUUAGGGAGCUUUUAAACCUUCGUAUUCACUACGUAUCAAAUUGCAAUUAUAUGUGAAUUGUUGCCUAUAGCCUGAUGUAAUUUGCUAUUUCACCAUUACAUACUUAAACGUCAUAAAAGGUAGAAUGAGUACACCAUACAAAGUGUAUGGAUAGCCUGUUGCAUUCUGUGUUUGACAUGAGUUAAUAGGGACAGUGGCUCCCUCUAGUGGUCUGAAGAAAUUCAACAUAUUGGUAAAGGCAUUUUCCUUCAGUUCCAUUUCAGAGGGAUGUGGUGGCCGUCGCUAUACUGCUGAUGGAGGAAUGGAAGCACUGCAUGUCACAGGAUGUGAAAUAGGCUCACCUGAGUUACCACCAAAGUGGCAUUCAACUUAUAAUAUCACAUUCUACCACGUUAAGUGAGUUCAUAACUUGCAUCAAUGACCAUGCAUGCAUUAGACCUCAGUAACACACCCAUAACAGAAGGCUGAAUACCUUUAAAAGGUUUAUAAAGUGACAUGGAAAUGAGUGGUCAUAUUGUUUGUGAUUGUCAGAUAUUAGGAGGAUACUUUAAGUGUGGUUUUAAUUUUUUAGGGAAACUAGUGUGGAAACUUUGAAAUUUGAAAUGAUUUGACAAACAGGAAGCUGGUGAGAUGGCCACAGACACGUGUGAAUGACACUGCCCAUGUUGAAGUUUAUCGCUGAUUUGUAUGUCUACACGACGGUGCUCCUAUUGUGGGUCCCAGGUGGAGUCCAAGACUCUACGCUGGGCGUUUGUGGUGUCCAUGAGUUUGGUGAAGUUUGUAUCUUUGUGCAUUAUGAAGAGCCACUUGGCUCACAUACAGUUUUAAACUCCUUUUGUGGUCUUGUUGGAAUGGUGUUUUCCGUGUGUAGCACUUUUCCUGCCCAAAUAGAUUUGUUUUCUUUUUGUGAAGCACAAGUAACUAUGUGUAUAUAUACAUAUAUAUAUAUAUAUAUAUAUAUACAUACAUAUUUAGCUCUUUAGUAAUGCAAUUAAAUGUGAUGCCAAAUAAUUGAAUUAUCUGACAUUGUGGACAAACUCGCUCCAGAUUGGUGUGUUAUAAUUGCACAGUACACAUUUUCACUGAUCAAUGAAAUUUGGUCCCUGAAGCCAACUAUUAAAUUAUUGACUCUAAAUCCUGUCAGACAAGAGUCAAUAACAAGCACAGGCACAAGUGGUCUUUAGCGGCUACCUCCUUCAUCCAAACAUACUCAGAACCACUAUCCACUAUUCACUGGUCCUGACAUCUGAAGUUCCUUCACAGAGUACAUUAUAUAUAUAUUAUAUAUUAGUACUAGUCUGCAUGUUCUUUUACAUUAGCGAAAAAUGGACAUUAAUUAUAACAAUUCCACUAUGUGGCGAACUCCAGUAGGGAUCAUUACGAUCCUUGAAGAAAUUGUUAGAUGUUGGGAGAUGGUACUGAAUCUAAAAUUGAGCUUUUUGAAAGAGACUGCAAAUAUGUAGGUUACUUUAGUGUCAGGAAACAAAUGGAAAGUGAUGUUAAGUUUAUCACGUGUGACGAGGAACUUUGGUGACGGACGGUGACAUACUGGAACAAUGAGUAUAUGCCUCUUCAAUUUGUUUUUCCUUUUUUUCCCCUCCAUUUCUUUGGAGUGAAUGUCUGUGCACAUCCUUUUAUCAUGUUACCUUUGAUGUUACGUCGCUUAAAAAAACAUCGAGGAGUCCCUGCCCCCCCUGUGUUUCUUAGCCUGUUAUAAGGGCGAUAAACUAAACAGAAGAAUUAUUGAAGUUCAAUCUCUGAACCCAUCUUCUCUUGUAUGGAGAUGGUAGCAGGCAUCUUUGCACAAACUUCUUUUAAAUUAUAGAAGUAUGAGAGUAUUUUUAGAAACAAAACAUACCACUUAAAGAAAACAUGGUUUAAUCUUUGCAUGUUUUAUGAUAGUUGUACAUACAUAUUGGACUUUUGUAUUGACCCUCCCCCAACCCCAUGCGCUCACAAAAGCGAUUGUGUUUAAUAAAGAAAAAUGUUUGUAA
Molecule: messenger RNA, 6199 nt
Organism: Clupea harengus (Atlantic herring)
Lineage: Eukaryota; Metazoa; Chordata; Actinopteri; Clupeiformes; Clupeidae
Product: phosphofurin acidic cluster sorting protein 2
Biological process (GO): protein localization to plasma membrane
Molecular function (GO): transmembrane transporter binding
Source: RefSeq, a predicted model, not a curated record